Gossypium raimondii (Peruvian cotton) is the source of this 2441-nucleotide messenger RNA. Its product is annotated as MACPF domain-containing protein At4g24290. The transcript is spliced from 6 exons. The record is from RefSeq and is a predicted model, not a curated record. Gene Ontology annotation, biological process: plant-type hypersensitive response; regulation of salicylic acid mediated signaling pathway. The coding region runs from base 538 to 2271 and encodes 577 amino acids. Lineage: Eukaryota; Viridiplantae; Streptophyta; Magnoliopsida; Malvales; Malvaceae. Gene Ontology annotation, cellular component: plasma membrane.
UUAUUUUGGAUAAUUAUUUGGAUUUUUGGAUCCAUAGGAAUUGAUAUACAUCUACUAAAUACUCUCUGAAAUGGUGAAUUAUGUUCAAAAGUUUGUAUGCUCUUCAUUUUUAUUAGUAACUGAAAGACUGGGUUAGUCUCAGAAUCUUAGUUAAAGAAGCAACUUGGUUUUGCUAGUUUUAUAGGGACAUAUAUAAGCUAUGUUCUGUGUUUUAUACACGCAUGCAUACAUAUGAUACACAUGGAUCCAUGUUCAUGCAACAAAGAUUUUUGGUUUACUGGAGCAAAGUUCACCCAGAUAGGUGCAAUGGGUUCAAAAAUUUGGAAAUAUGGAAUAUGUGUAUGGGUUCGUUUUCUUGUAGAUCAAAUGUUUGGUGAAAGUUCAUAUUUUCCCUAUUGUAUUGCCUGACCCCCGACUGAACUGUGUUUGUAAACUAUGUGCAGUUUUUGGUUAAUUUGUCGGUUUGGGUAUCCAAACCAAUUCAUUAAGUUUGGAGUAGGAGUCCUGUUUGGUGAAGAAUAGUGAUAUACAAGGCAAAUGGCACUCAAGAUUUCAGCUCAGGAAGCUGCUGAGAUUGCUAUAAGGUCUAUUGGGAGUGGAUAUAAUCUAGCUCUUGAUUUAAGGUUGAAAUACUGUCAAGAAGAAGAAAAGGGUUCACCCUUGAUUGAGUUUGAACAAGUUGGGUGUUAUGAUGUAGCUUUGCCUUGUGGAAUCUCUAUCCCAAAUGUAUCCAAGUUGAUCAAAUGUUAUCAAGGCAAGGGUACAAGGAACAUGUGUGAUGUUAUCUCUUUUCAGCAGAUGUCAGAACGGUUCAACCAUGAACUGUCUCUGAGUGGCAAAAUUCCUUCUGGUUUAUUCAAUGCCAUGUUUGACUUCUCCGGCUGUUCGCACAAGGAUGCAGUCAGCACCAAGACCUUAGCUUUUGAUGGGAUAUUCAUCACACUUUAUACAGUUUUAUUGGACAAAUCACAAAUGGUACUCUGUGAUCAUGUUAAGAAAGCUGUUCCAUCAUCAUGGGAACCUGCUGCCUUGGCAAGAUUCAUCAAGACAUUUGGAACCCAUAUUAUUGUUGGUGUGAAAAUGGGCGGAAAGGAUGUAAUAUAUAUGAAACAGCAGCACUCAUCAACUGUUCAACCAACUGAUGCAUACACAAAACUGAAGAAGUUGGCUGAUGAUAAGUUUUUAAAGAACAAUGAACAAAGUAGGAUCAAUUCAGAACAAGUGAAGCUAUAUAAUCAGAUGCAGGAUAUCUCUAUAAUUUACAAAAGGAGGGGUGGAAGAGAGGAAAUGAACUUAUCCCAUGCUGAGUGGCUACAAACUGUUGAUGUUCAUCCUGAAGUGGUCUCAAUGUCAUUCAUUCCUAUUACUUCCUUGUUAAGUGGAGUUCCAAUGAGCGGAUUCUUGAAUCAUGCCAUAGAUCUCUACUUACGUUAUAAACCCUCACUUGAAGAACUACAUUUGUUUUUGGAAUUUUCGCUGCCAAGGCAGUGGGCACCAGUUUUCAAAGAGUUUCCCCGUGGUUUACAACACAAGCGACAGAGCAAUUCGUUUUUACAGUUCAAGUUCUUGGGUCCCAAGCUUUAUGUUAACACCAUUCCAGUUGAUGUAGGUAUGAGACCAGUUACAGGUCUUCGGCUCUAUCUCGAAGGCAAAAGAAGCAAUCGGUUGGCCAUAUACAUGCAGCACCUUUCUUCUCUACCUACAUACUUUCAACUUGUCGAUGAACCCAACGAUACAUUGCCUGAUGAAGAGUCCUAUGAUAAAAGAUACUUGGUAAAAGUUCGAUGGAAGAAUUUCUCUAGAGUUUGUACAGCUCCUGUAGAGUGUUACAAUAAUAAUUCCAUAGUUACUGGAGCUCAGGUACAGGUAGAGAAACAUGGAUUGAAAAGCAUUCUCUUUUUACGACUUCAUUUCUCUACCGUUUUAGGAACGGUAAUCCUAAGGCAUUCAGAAUGGGAUGGAUCAUUUGGAAUUGCACCUCAGUCUGGAAUCCUAUCUGAUCUUUUGAGUAAGCCUUUAACACCACCUCCACCACAAAGAAAGCCAGAUACAAGCUCUUCAGCUUACCCUGGUGGCCCUCCAAUGCCAAAUUAUACCCCAAAACUAUUGAAAUAUGUUGAUACAGCAGAGAUGAAAAGAGGGCCACAAGAUCCUCCUGGAUACUGGGUUGUGUCGGGGGCAAGACUGGUUGUAGAGGAAGGCAAGAUUGCUCUACGAGUAAAGUAUUCCCUAUUAAUUGACAUACCAGAUGAAAUACCUGAGGAGCAUUAGCAUAUGUAUAUUUGGUUUUUGGAUUUUGCUGCUGCAAGCUCAAAGCCAAAAUAUUUGUAGUUUAAUCCUCCAUUGUUCUGGGGCUUAAGACAAAAUUUCUAACUUGGUUCCACAUGUUAAAAUAUACAAAGAACUAUAUUUCAUGAAUAUUAUUCACUUGCUUAUCAUAA